AACACGUGCGUUUGUUUUGUUAAGCUAGUCUUCUGUAAAUAACAUUUAAUUUUGUACGUUACGGUUAUUCACUUCCAAUAAUCAUGACGAAGAAGAAAAUAGACAAUCGAAUCCGGGUUAUGAUCGAAAAUGGUGUUAAACUUGGCCAUCGAACCAUGUUCGUGAUUGUCGGUGAUAAGGGUCGUGAUCAGGUACCGAUUUUGUAUGACAUACUUACGAAGGCCUCUGUAAAAGCACGACCCACAGUGCUAUGGUGCUAUAAAAACAAGGAUGAAGCUAUUUCAAACCAUGGAAAAAAACGUGCCAAAAAAAUUCAGGCGGGGAAAAUUGAUAUCAACGAAUCGGAUUUGUUUGAUCUCUUCAGAAUAUCUACAACAAUUCACGGACGUUACUAUAAGGAUACCCACACUAUUCUUGGCAAAACUUAUGGUGUUUGUGUCCUGCAGGACUUUGAAGCCUUGACACCAAACUUGCUUGCAAGAACAAUUGAAACUGUAGAAGGUGGUGGUUUGAUUAUUCUUUUGUUGAAAACUUUAUCUUCCUUGAAGCAGUUGUACACAAUGAGCAUGGAUGUUCAUAAAAGAUACCGUACCGAGGCUCAUCAAAAUGUAACGUGUAGGUUCAACGAAAGAUUAAUACUAUCUUUAGCAGAUUGCUCGCGGUGUCUUUUAGUCAACGACGAUUUAACUGUCUUACCUCUGUCAUCGCGAACAGCGGAGGUGAAGCCCGUAGAGACCGGGUGUAUAAAAAAGAGUACCAACGAUGAAAUGUUGGAAGAGCUGAAGCAUAGUUUGUCUGAUACUCCGCCGGCCGGACCCAUCGUAAAUUUAUGUAAAACAUACGAUCAGGCAAAAGCAGUAGCUCAGUUUAUUGAUGCGUUAGCAGAAAAGCAACUGAAACCGCCAACUUCUCUAACCGCUGGGCGAGGUCGUGGUAAAUCGGCCGCUAUGGGGCUAGCUAUUUCCGCAGCAGUAGCCUUUGGGUAUGUUAACAUAUAUGUGACUUCACCGUCUCCGGAAAAUUUGGUAACUUUGUUCGAGUUCGUUAUGAUUGGGUUUGAUGCUCUUGAAUAUCAGGAACACACGGAUUAUACUAUCAUACGGUCAACAAAUCCGGAUUUUAAUAAAGCUAUUAUAAGAAUUAACAUAACUCGCAAUAAUCGUCAAACUAUCCAAUACAUAUCGCCAUCGGAUGCGCAUUUGCUGAACGCUGCUGAUUUGUUAAUUAUUGAUGAGGCUGCUGCUAUCCCUUUACCAUUAGUAAAAGCUAUGCUUGGCCCAUAUCUUGUGUUUAUGGCAUCCACUAUCAACGGGUACGAGGGAACCGGACGAUCUUUGAGUUUAAAAUUGAUAUCACAAAUUCAAAAAGAUAGCAAGGCUCCUCCACCGAUUAGCUUGGAUGAGUCAAUUCGAUACCGGCCGCAUGAUCCUGUAGAAUCUUGGCUUACUGCCCUUCUUUGUUUGGAUGCAGCCGUGGUUCCUAAUCUUAUAUCUGGAUGUCCAACACCCGAAGCAUGCGAACUGUACUACAUCGACCGAGAUGCCCUGUUUUCCUAUCACCGCGCAGCAGAAGCAUUUUUACAGCGCAUCGUGUCUGUAUGUGUUUCAUCACACUACAAAAAUAGUCCCAACGAUUUGCAGAUGAUGAGCGAUGCUCCAGCUCAUAACCUGUUCUGUCUGCUUGGUCCUAUUACCAAAAAAGACGAGCUGCCGGAAAUACUGGUAGUGAUACAGCUAUGCCUCGAAGGACAGAUAUCUUUUCAGUCAGUACAAAAUUCCUUGGCUCGUGGAAUGAAGUCCGCCGGCGAUCUGAUUCCGUGGAACAUCGCUGAACAGUAUGGUGAUAGCCACUUUCCUAAGCUAAGUGGAGCUAGGAUUGUGAGGAUCGCUACGCAUCCCAAUUAUCAAAGGAUGGGCUACGGUAAACGUGCUCUCCAAUUAUUGAGGAAAUAUUAUGAAGGAGAGUUUACUUCGUUUUCAGACGAACAAAACGAAGAAGACAAUGGUAUUCAAAGUAUCGACGAUGAAGAAGUGGAUUUGUUGAAAGAACUAAUCGAACCGAGAAGCAAUGUUCCGACGCUGCUGAAACGCCUUUGCGAACGUCAGCCUGAACAUUUAGAUUAUUUGGGAGUCUCCUUUGGUCUUACCAGCGAAUUGCUCAAGUUUUGGAAAAGCCAGAGAUAUGUACCAGUUUAUCUCAGUCAAAAAGAAAAUGAUUUAACGGGCGAGCAUUCCUGUAUAAUGAUUUCACUUAUUCAUAAAAAUCUAGAAAAAUUGGAAACCAGUGACUGGUUGAAUCAAUAUUUUGCAGAUUUUCGAAGACGAAUCGUUAAACUUUUCGGCAAGUCGUUCAAACAAUUCGGUACGGGUAUGUGCCUCUCGUUAUUGGAUAACAGAGCUUCGGCAAUCAGUGGACAAGAGCUAACACAAAAAACUAUAGAUGAAUACUUUUUACCGCACGACAUUCAGCGACUUGAAAUGUAUUCCCGCAACCAAGUUGAAUAUAAACUGAUCAUGGAUUUGACCUCAGAUUUGGCAUUACUUUUCUUCCAAGCAAAAAUGGCAGGUGCCAAAAUAGAUCCGCUACAAAAAGCUAUUCUAUUAGGAGUUGGUCUGCAACACAAAAGCAUUGAAAAACUAGCCGAGGAGUUCAAUAUGCCGAACAGUCAAGUAUUGGCAAAAUUUUAUGAUUGCAUAAAAAAGCUUACUAAAUAUAUUAAUUCGACUAUUGAGCGCAACAUAGAAAGUACGAUGGUCAAUGAAAGUGAAUUAAACACUGGUACUGACUUGGUGAUGUUAGAUAAAACAAUAAACGACGAGUUAGCUGACGACGUGAAACAACUACGAAAGAAACAAAAGAAGGAUCUUGCACGAUUAAAAAGAGAAGACAUGAAAGAAUAUGCGAUCAAAGGUACAGACGAAGAGUGGAAAAAUGUUUUGAAAACAAGUAAACCUACAAUUAUAUCCAUCAAGAGUGGUGAAAAAAGAAUGAUUGAGGAUAAUAGUCAACCUUCUGGUGUUGAACCGAAUCGUCCCAGUAAGAAAGCAAAGCAUGCUUUUGCGAAAAAACAUAAAUAUGCUAAAAGUAAAAAAUAA
Sabethes cyaneus is the source of this 3095-nucleotide messenger RNA. RefSeq names its product RNA cytidine acetyltransferase. The coding region runs from base 84 to 3095 and encodes 1003 amino acids. The record is from RefSeq and is a predicted model, not a curated record. The transcript is spliced from 6 exons. Gene Ontology annotation, biological process: rRNA acetylation involved in maturation of SSU-rRNA. Gene Ontology annotation, cellular component: 90S preribosome; nucleolus. Gene Ontology annotation, molecular function: ATP binding; tRNA binding; 18S rRNA cytidine N-acetyltransferase activity. Lineage: Eukaryota; Metazoa; Arthropoda; Insecta; Diptera; Culicidae.